AUGGCAGUCUUGAACGCCUCAACAGAACGCGCGCCACUACUUCGGCGUUCGACGUCGCCAAGCUUGUCGGACAGAGAUAGUAAAGAUGGUGAAGCAGCCAUCUCGACGUUGAGAGGGUCACUUGUUGUCGGAUCUGUCGGUCUUUUGAUCUUUCUGCAAGCCACAAACAUCUCCAUCCUUACCACAACCCAGUCAUCUAUCGCUGCAGACUUAGAUGCCUUCGAAACCGCUAGCUGGUUUACUUCUUCGUAUCUCAUCGCCAUGUCCUCUCUCGCUCCCUUGAUGGGACGACUAUGUCAGGUCUUUAGUCCGCGUCUAUGCAUGUUCUUUUCCACCAUGUUGAUCUGCAUUGGAUCGGUCAUAACGUCCACCUCCGUAUCUUUCGAGCACUUCAUUCUUGGUCGCGUGGUGACUGGAGCUGGUGGUGGUGGCAUCUUCAUUGUUGCUAGUAUCAUGGCAAUUCAGAUGACUAGCCCGAAACGGAGAGGUCUCUACAUGGGUCUUGCCAACACUGCAAUGACGGUCGGUGUCUCGCUAGGAGCGGUGAUAGCGGGUGCGCUUGAACCUAGGAUCGGAUGGAAACCACUUUUUGGUAUACAAGCACCAAUAAGCUUAGUGGCCGGCUUGGGUCUGCUGUUCUCUAUUCCAGCUAGCCAUACAUCAAAGAACAUCAAGUACGAAAGCCUCUCGAUUCGUGAGAAGCUCGCCCGCAUCGACUACUCUGGAGCGCUCCUCCUGACCACCACCAUUGUACUCUUUCUUCUCGGCUUGUCCGGUCCAAAGGUCCUCCCAACACCCAUCAUUCUAUCGGCCCUCGCUCUGCCAGUCUUCGUUCUCAACGAGGCCUACGUCGCUGGCGACCCUGUCAUUCCAGUCUCUGUGCUGCGGUCGCGCGGUACCCUAUUGACCUGCCUCGCCACGACUGGUUUCAUGAUGGCUCGUUGGAGUAUCCUUUUCUACACGCCCGUGUAUGCGCUUGCCAUUCGAGGCUGGGCGCCCGCCGUUGCUGGCUCGAUUCUCAUCCCUACGAAUGCCGGCUUCGCAACUGGCGGUCUUCUUGCUGGCAUCUUUCACAUCAAACGCACAGGCAGCUUCUACCUCCAUACUGUUGUAGCCAUGGCACUUUUCCCAAUCACGAUGGCUGUGCUCGCCCUCAUCUCCACGCCCACAAGUCCAUGGGCUCUUUACGUUGCCAUGGUGUUCCUCAACGGCCUUGUCACUGGUGCUGCAACAAACUACGCAUUAGUCCAUCUCCUACAUCUUACGCUACCAGAGGUCCAUCCGAUUGUCAUCUCCCUCCUUGCUACCUUCCGCGGCUUUUCUGGCUCUUUUGGCUCAGCGAUUGGUGGUGGCUACUUCGUCCGUGUGCUGCACAAGUCUCUGGACAGGGGCUUUGCGAAAGCAGGGUUGAAAGGCCGCGGUGAGCUUAUUAGGAGAUUGCUGGGAAGUCCUGCACUUGUGGGAAAACUGGAAGGUAAGGAUAGGAUCGUUGCCGUUGGGGCAUAUGCGGAUGCACUCAAGGCGUUAUUUCUCUGCGCCGUAGGGCUUUCGGUUAUUGUUGUUCUUGUACAGGCCGGUACAGGUUGGAAAGAACCGAUAAAGAGUGAGAGUCAGAGGGAGGAAGAAGAGGCUGACGCCGAAGAUGGGGUGCCUGCAGGUGCUUGA
This is a messenger RNA of Alternaria burnsii, 1665 nucleotides long. Its product is annotated as mfs general substrate transporter. Gene Ontology annotation, biological process: transmembrane transport; basic amino acid transport. Gene Ontology annotation, molecular function: basic amino acid transmembrane transporter activity. Gene Ontology annotation, cellular component: fungal-type vacuole membrane. The record is from RefSeq and is a predicted model, not a curated record. The coding region runs from base 1 to 1665 and encodes 554 amino acids. The transcript is spliced from 3 exons. NCBI's taxonomy places the organism in Eukaryota, Fungi, Ascomycota, Dothideomycetes, Pleosporales, Pleosporaceae.